GAACCUUACAUUCUGGACAUCUCACACUUGUAACAUGUUGAAUGGCACAGAUGGUACAAUUUUCCACCCGUUUAUGGAAAAGUCGGAUGUAUUAUAUGUGUUCUCAUCUGAUUUAUGCAGGUCUAUAUAUUUCACAUACCUGCGUGACAACAAGCAGAAGGGUAUAGAUGUAUACAGAUUUACUACCCCACCUGAUGUAUUUCAAUCUCCUACUGACAAUCCAGCUAACCAAGGAUACUGCACUCCCAGUGAUAACUGCUUUCCAUCAGGACUUUUGAAUGUGGAAAACUGUCAUUUUGGUGCUCCACUCAUUUUCUCACAGCCCCAUUUCCUGAAUGCUGAUCCUGCUAUUAUACAUGGUGUGAAUGGAAUGCACCCUAAUCUGGAGGAACAUGGUACAUUUAUUGAUGUUGAACCAGUAAGAAAUCAUUCUUAUUUUCUUGUAUCUUUAACAUUUCUACACCAAAUCAGUGUAAUGGACUUGUUUCUUUUGAACUUAGAAUGGUCCACUGCGAAAAUUUGUAAAACACAGGGCUUGGCUUUUUAUGCUGCUAAGAAAUUACAAAUUAACAUACUGUUGGAGGAAGUUGAUCAUAUAAAGCAGACAGAUCUUUUGAAAAGAACAGUGCUUCCAGUGCUCUGGCUGAAUGAAAGCUCUAGAAUUACAGAUUCCUUGGCUGAUGAGUUCAAAUCUCAGUUGGCCACGCCACUUAUGGCCAUGCAUAUCGGUACAUAUGUAGCAAUUGGCCUUGGUUCACUGCUUAUUUUAGUGGCUAUUUCCAUCAUUGCUUGGAAGAAGAUAUUUGGUGAUAGGAAUAGAGAGAUGACAGACAUGUCUGGUGACAGAGCAGAUCUUGUUCCUGGUGUCGAUUCCUAAAUUUUAUAAAAAAAGACAUGCUUCAAAGUGCUUAGAAAACUGUGAUAUAUAUAAUAACAUGAGCUAUAAUUAGAUUCAACUUGUUUAUGACUAGACUAAAGUUGUUUCUGAUUGGUUGAAAAUGUUUAAAAUUAAAUCCAAAUUGUUUCUUAUUGGUAAAUUUGUUUAAAAUUAGAUCCAAAUUGCUUCUUAUUGGUUGAGGGAUUCAAGUUUUUUCUCUUUAGUUAAAAUUGUCCAUAAUUAGCCAUGCAUUCACUUUCAUAGCAUCACCAAAUCAUGGCAUCACAAUGUUGAAAAAUAAUCUGUAAAAUAUCUUGACUUUUGCUGCAUUUUUAGGUAAUAUGUGUGGAUGCAUGAAGCUUCCCCUUAUUCAUGCACAUUUUUCUUGCAACAGGGUGUAUUGCUGAUAAAUAUGUAUGUAUAAGAAAUUGUAUUUGAAAUUUUUUGUAUGAUGUUACCAUUAUCUCAUUAAAUAAAUACUCAUUAACAACAAGUUAUUUAAAACUUAAAGAGUGUUGUAUGUACAUGUAUCUUUGGAUUUUGUGUUCUCAAACCGGAUUUUUUUUUUCAUGUUUAAGUAUAAAUUAUUUUGUUUAAUUUAUUCUCUAUGCAUGCAUUGAGUUACAACUUGCAUCAAAUAUUAUUAUUCUUUUGUUAGUAUAUUUUUGUUAAUGUGUUUAUAUUUAUUAGUAGAAUUCCUUACCAAAAUUUCUUUUUUUAACUGAUUGUACUUUAAGAUGCCUUGACUGUACUGAAUUAUGGUAUUGUAUUAUUUUUUUAGAUCAAACAUUAUUAUAUUUAGCUUUUGUCAAAUGAUGAAACUAGUCAGCUGUAAGCCUGGCUCCCCAACCCCCUAGAGAAUAGCGGGGACUUUGACUCAAAUUGGCUGGUGCAUGAGUAUAUGUAGCUAUUUCUAUCAUAAAAGUUAUCAUUAUAUACGCAUACUGUAUAUCUGUUGAUUAUAAUGUUUUGUAUAUGUUUGCAUUAUUUUCCAAAUAUAUUUAAAUUCCAUAAUUCAAUCAUGUCACAGCCUGUGUAGUAAUUGUUUGAAAAGAUAUGUUUUCAAGAUUCAUAAAGAAUGAAAAAUAUUUAGGAAAAAAUCUUUUGAAUAUUGUAAACCAAUGGUCAUUUUUCUGGGUUGUUGAGAAAAACCUGUUUGCAUUAUUUUAUUGAUUUUGUUAUUGUUUAUGUUGUUCAUGUAAUACUGCUAUCAUUAUACUGUUAUUAAGUGUCAUUAAUUUCAUUUCUUUUAUCACAGUGUAUAUCCAGUGACGUAGGAAUUUAUACAUUUUUCCUUGCUGGUAAAAGUAGACUGUCAUGUCAGCUGUAUGCGCUUAUUCAUUACCUUUAAUUUGGUUUUCUAUAAAGUAUUUACUUACUAUGUUACAUGUUUCAGACAUAGGUCCUGGUUUGCACAGUUUUUUACUUUUGCACGAUUCUUGUGUUAAUUUCUUAUUCCUGUGUUACUGGAUAUACUUAGAGGAUAUUGAAUGAGUGUAGGUUCAAUACUAAAUUAUUGAACAAGCUGAAUAAAAUCAUAUUAUGCGAGCCUCUGGCGAGCAUCAUAUUGUUUUAUUCAAACUAGUGCAAUAAAUUUGGUAUUGAAUCUACACAAAUAUAAUAUUCUAUUUAUCACAAAUAUAGAAUAAGAAGGGUAAACUGUUGAAAAAAUAAUUUUUUCAUUGAUUCGCCUAUAGAGUAAUGCUAACAUUAGCUGCAUUGACGUUAUCUUUAUAAAUAAUGCAAGUGACGUCAUGUCAAAGUGUUAUUACACUAAUCUAAUAUCGUUUUUAUUAAAUGGCUUUAUUACACUCCUGCGCUGUGGUUUAUGUGAUAGUGUAUAUACAAUGUAAAUUUACAUGAUGAUUCUAUUCCAAACUCAUUGAUUUUACUUAAAUCAAUGUGAUGUCAUUGGCACCGGUAUUUAACUUGUAUGUUAUCUUUAGUCAUUAUAAGCAAGGUCCCCUAUACUGCCAUUUUGUGAUAGUUCUAUAAAAUUAGGAAAUAUUUUCCUAUUUAAGUUAUAGAUUAUGGCAAUUACUUUACUAUGUCAGCCAGAAGUUUUCGUGGUAUUAUUAUUACACUGUAAUAUUUAUAUGAUGCAAAAAUCUAUCAGUUGUAAAUUAAUACAAAUGUUGUUUGUAUUUCAAACAUACAUCCAGUAAUUUUGCUGUUUUUGCAGUUUCUGAGGUAUAGAUAAAAUAUGCAACAUAUAACCUCUAACCAGGUAUUAUGAUUGUCAUGCAAUAACCAUUAAUUCAAAUUUAAAUAAGCUAACACAGAAAAAAAUGUGUGGUAAUUUGUAAUCAACUUUCUAAAUGUAUUUUAUGCCUAUUUUGUUCAUUUCCAGUAAUCUUGAUAAUAUAGUCUCUCUUAUAAAAAUAUAUUUUAUUGGCUAAUUUUUGUAUUUGUAAAACUAUAUUCUUGACAAGUAACGGCUUUUUGUUGGGUAAAAAAAGGUUGAAUAAGGUAGUUUUUAUAUUCAACAUACAUGUUUUAUUACGAAGGAAUAUAUAUACAAUCUUAACUAUCAUGAUAUAACAGUGAACUUGUGAUCUAUACCAGAUAUAUAUAUUCAAUUAAUCAUAUAUACAUAUAUUUCAUGUCUUGUAUUGUAAAUAAAAUCAGGAGUAUAGAAUUUUAUUAAACUUGUAUAUUUUUGACUAAAGAAAAAAUUGAAAGGUUUUUUUUUCAUACAGUAUAACAGUGUGAAAAUAGAGGAGAUCCCAGAGCUAGAGCAUUGAAAAAACAAAGUAAAAAUGUGAAUACUGCAGAUUUUGUUUUAUUGAGUCUGUACAUGAGAUAUUAUUAUGUAUAUAUGAAAGAUGCAACAUCGCCCGUUCCCCUAGUACCAACUUAAUUAAGCAGUAAUCAGUCAUCAACACAAUAAAGGGUAGUGAAAUCAAUUAUUUCAAUUUCCCAAUUGAUAACCUCUUCAGAACAAAAACUUUUCGGGAGAAAAAAAAUAUUCUGGUGUUCUUGAGAGUGAAAGUAUAUUGUGAAGUAUAUUAUGAUUGAUUGUAUGAUUGUUUGUUUACGGAGAUUACUGGUCUAUAGAGGGCCGCUCGGCUGUGGUUGCACUGUAAUCAAAAUUUGAAUACUAGAACUCAAGUCAGGCGUUCUAAUAUUGAUUGCAUGUAUAGAAAUCAGUAUAACUUUAUAUGCUCGUAAACACCAGUGUAUAACUUGUUUUUAGGGAACGUAUCUAUGUACAGUCUCGUUUUCAGUUUGCAAGAACAGUUUUUCAGCGUUAAGAAAUCAUCUGAAAGAAGAUUAAUCUACUCUUUUAAUUCAGUGUCCAUGCAGUGACAUGAUAUUUAUUGGGACAUUAUAUUAUAAAAUAUUACCAGACGAAAUUUUUUUUCAUAAAUAUUUGAUAAUAUUUUUCAUUUAUAAGAUACAAUUUAUUGUGUUUGCAUGAAGAUAUCAUAUCACUUUUUAGCUUUUAAGUAUGUUACAUUAUCGGAUCCUAAGUGCUAUUAAAUACUUGUUAUUCCUUUCUCA
Ruditapes philippinarum (Manila clam) is the source of this 4381-nucleotide messenger RNA. RefSeq names its product lysosome membrane protein 2-like. Gene Ontology annotation, cellular component: membrane; cytoplasm. The record is from RefSeq and is a predicted model, not a curated record. NCBI's taxonomy places the organism in Eukaryota, Metazoa, Mollusca, Bivalvia, Venerida, Veneridae. Gene Ontology annotation, molecular function: scavenger receptor activity.